AUGGCCGCCAAGUCGGACGGAGGCGCGGCUGACUCUGCGGGUUCGGUGGGCUCGUCGGCGGGAUGUACCCUCGGUAAGCAGCCGGGGGCGCGCGGUGAGACGGCGGAAGAGGAGCAGCCCUGUGUGCAGGGUGAGCAGCGGCGCGCGCUGCUGGACUGCUGCUGGGUGUUGUGCGCGCUCCUGGUGUUUUUCUGUGAUGGUGCUACGGACGUGUGGCUGGCGGUUGAUUACUACGCGCGCGGAGAUUACUGGUGGUUCGCGCUGACGCUGGUGUUCACCGCGCUGCCCUCCGCCGUGGUGCAGGUGCUCAGUUUCCGCUGGGUGCUGUACGAUUACACCGUGCUGGAGCAGCAGCAGCAGCAGGAGGAUGAGGAGGAGCAGCAGCAAGGGGAGGAUGAGAGGGUGCAAACAAGCGUGCGCUCGCAGAGCAGGACUCUCAGGUGCUGUCGAGCGUGCAUGUGGAUCUUCCAGUCCCUCGUGCACAUCCUACAGCUGGGCCAGAUGUGGAGAUACAUCCACACGCUGUACCUGGGUGUGCAGAGUCAGUGGUAUCGUCACUGCUACUGGCGUCUGAUGUUCGAGACGGCUGACGUGAACAUGCUGAGGCUGCUGGAGGCUUUCCUGAAGAGUGCACCCCAGCUCGUUCUGCAACUCAGCAUCAUGAUCCACAGCAAACACAUCCUACCCCUGCAGGGUCUUUCUGCCUCCGCCUCUCUGGUGUCCCUAGCCUGGAUGAUCGCCUCCUACCAGAAGGUCCUGCGUGACUCCCGAGACGACAAGCUACCCAUGUCCUACAAGGCAGUGAUUGUGCAGAUGCUCUGGCACCUGUUCACCAUAGGCGCACGUACUAUCGCCUUCGCGCUCUUCGCCUCCGUCUUCCAGCUCUACUUUGGCGUAUUCGUCGUGGCACAUUGGUGCGCCAUGACCUUCUGGAUCAUCCAGGGUGAGACGGACUUCUGCAUGUCCAAGUGGGAGGAGAUCAUCUACAACAUGGUCGUGGGGAUCAUCUACAUCUUCUGCUGGUUUAACGUCAAGGAGGGCCCGGCACGCUGCCGCCUGGCUACGUACUACUGUGUGAUCCUGGUGGAGAACGUGGCUCUUACGGCCGCCUGGUACGCCUACAGGAACCCGCACACGUCAGACUUUUACGCCCUCGUUAUUUUGUGCGUCGUGGUGAGCAGUUUUGCUCUGGGAACCUUUUUUAUGUUCAUCUACUACUGCCUGCUUCAUCCUGAUGGCCCUAUUCUGGGCUCCCAGUGGAGCUGUGUGGAUGAAGGGAUGGGUGCAUUGGGAAUGGGAGGAGUAGGAGACCUGGGGACACCUUUGCCCCAACCGGAUGUGGUAACAAGUCCACCAAGAACCUUGCAAAGGACUAAAGAUGGGGAUCGUGAAUCAGGGGACAGGGAUAGUUGCCUGCCUGUGUUUCAGGUCAGGUCUAUCAGUGUGACUCCUGGACCUCCGCUCCACACGCCAAAGACUGAGGGCCCUGUGAUCCGUAUUGAUCUGCCCAGAAAGAGCUACCCGGCCUGGGAUGCGCAUUUCAUUGACCGGCGGUUAAGAAAAACCAUCCUGUUGCUGGAGAAUACCUCUCCGGUUACACCACGGAUUCAGUACCGCAGCCAAGGCAGCCCCAAAGAGGUUAUGGAAUAUGAGACUACCGUGUAG
Molecule: messenger RNA, 1665 nt
Organism: Trichomycterus rosablanca
Lineage: Eukaryota; Metazoa; Chordata; Actinopteri; Siluriformes; Trichomycteridae
Gene: xkr7b
Product: XK, Kell blood group complex subunit-related family, member 7b
Exons: 3
Coding region: 1-1665 (554 amino acids)
Biological process (GO): phosphatidylserine exposure on apoptotic cell surface; engulfment of apoptotic cell; apoptotic process involved in development
Cellular component (GO): plasma membrane
Source: RefSeq, a predicted model, not a curated record